Messenger RNA from Physella acuta, 2462 nucleotides. Its product is annotated as protein fuzzy homolog. NCBI's taxonomy places the organism in Eukaryota, Metazoa, Mollusca, Gastropoda, Physidae. Gene Ontology annotation, biological process: non-motile cilium assembly; vesicle-mediated transport. The record is from RefSeq and is a predicted model, not a curated record.
UACUCUAGAUUUGUUUACAAUAUGGCGGCGGAAAUUUUUAUGGAAAAAUAACUAAGGUUGUGUUACCCAAGAUGGCGGCUUACCUCAUUUGCUUGACCAGUGGGAGUGGCCUGCCUGUGUUCACAAGAUCUGUUGGUAAUCUCAAGCCUCUGCCCUUCCCUGUGAUUGGCUCCCUCAAUGCCGUCCACAUGUUUGCCGCCAACCACGACGCCGUCCUACAGUCCACCACAACAGACGACGCCAGAAUCGUCUGGAAAGAUUUCCACAACAGCCUGGUCCUGAUUGCUGUGGUCAGCCGGGACAGUGCAGCAGACGACGUCCACGUGGGCCGUCUGCUGGAGAACGUCUUCCACUCUCUGGUGCUGCUGUACGGCCUGGAGGAGCUGGUCAACAUCAAGAACGUCGAGAGGUUCAAGAAGGAGAUACGGAUUUGUUUUCAGUUGGUUGAUACACUUUUACAACAGUCGACCUUGACCUUGUUCUCUGAUUUAACGAAUGCCGUGGAUGUUCUGAUUCCUGCAGAAACAUCUGUCUUACAGAAUUUCCUAGAAGCCUUUGUAGAAGCUGCCGGCAGUCCCUACGGUUGUCUGAUGGCCCACGGGAGAGUGAUCGUGGCCACGUCAAAAUGGUGGGACCUCACGUCAACAGAGCUCGUUCUUCUGUCACUUUUACUCUCUUCUUUUUCCGAGUGUUCUUCCAGGGACGUCCCCAUAUACUUGCCUCAAGGAAGUCCAAAUAUCCCCCACCGGCUGUUGACCUUUGAACUGCUCCGCCAUGUUGAAGUGUGUUUAAUCUGUGGUCCUACGCCAUCGCUCACUGACAUGGAAAGGGAGAUUGGAAGGUUCUGGACGCCAGCUCUGGACAAUCUUAGGUCAGCUCGACAGCUUCAUCCACGAAAUUUUCCGACAUCCAUUGAAGUGGACAACAAUAUUUUAGGGUUUCUCCUGGUAAACUCGAGGGCCAACAGAUGCCUUAACUCUGUCAACCUUCCACGCGAGAGAGACGACCCAGUCAAGAUGGAGAAGAGACGAGCCUUACUGCGCUCCUUCUACAAGCACGUUGUAGGCACAUACUUCUCUAACAGCAACCCUGCAACUGAGAAAGGUCCCUCAGAGUUCAGCCACCAAGUGAUGGACACGUACAUCGUAUGCUCCGGCCACAAGUGUUACGCCCAUACGUCCGGACCACACCAGAUCUUCAUCCUGUUCUCUAGCCAGAUCCCGACCUUUGCCAUGAGGUCUGUGAGUCAAAAAACAUUAGACCUGUUCAUCAAAGAUAAAAAUUUCCGCAUUUAAGUCUUCCAUGAUCAGACAAGUUGACUUCAUUAAUGGCUAAUGAACUUAGCUAAAAUACUUGUGUUGCUAAUGAACUAAGCUAAAAUACUUGUGUUGCUAAGCUAAAAUACUUGUGUUGCUAAUGAACAAAGCUAAAAUACUUGUGUUGCUAAUGAACUAAGCUAAAAUACUUGUGUUGCUAAUGAACAAAGCUAAAAUACUUGUGUUGCUAAUGAACAAAGCUAAAAUACUUGUGUUGCUAAUGAACUAAGCUAAAAUACUUGUGUUGCUAAUGAACAAAGCUAAAAUACUUGUGUUGCUAAUGAACUAAGCUAAAAUACUUGUGUUGCUAAGCUAAAAUACUUGUGUUGCUAAUGAACAAAGCUAAAAUACUUGUGUUGCUAAUGAACUAAGCUAAAAUACUUGUGUUGCUAAUGAACUAAGCUAAAAUACUUGUGUUGCUAAUGAACUGAGCUAAAAUACUUGUGUUGCUAAUGAACUAAGCUAAAAUACUUGUGUUGCUAAUGAACUGAGCUAAAAUACUUGUGUUGCUAAUGAACUAAGCUAAAAUACUUGUGUUGCUAAUGAACUAAGCUAAAAUACUUGUGUUGCUAAUGAACUAAGCUAAAAUACUUGUGUUGCUAAUGAACUGAGCUAAAAUACUUGUGUUGCUAAUGAACUAAGCUAAAAUACUUGUGUUGCUAAUGAACAAAGCUAAAAUACUUGUGUUGCUAAUGAACAAAGCUAAAAUACUUGUGUUGCUAAUGAACUAAGCUAAAAUACUUGUGUUGCUAAUGAACUAAGCUAAAAUACUUGUGUUGCUAAUGAACAAAGCUAAAAUACUUGUGUUGCUAAUGAACUAUGCUAAAAUACUUGUGUUGCUAAUGAACUAAGCUAAAAUACUUGUGUUGCUAAUGAACUAAGCUGAAAUACUUGUGUUGAAGUCGUUCUGUGAUUGUAUAUACAAUGUGAAUGUUCAAGGCAGCAAACAGACCUUCAUCACCAACAUUCCCGUGGACCCCUUGUAGACCUACACCCCUUCAAGUUUGGUCCAAAUGUUCUAGGUUGUGAUUUAGUUGUUAUUCUCUUUGACAGCAAUUGGUAAAGUUGUUCUUGUUAAAUUCUUGUAAAUAAACACGUGAAAUUUUGUCAGUGUAAAUGAUUUAUUUAUUAUGUAACAAGUCCAGA